Molecule: messenger RNA, 1668 nt
Organism: Cicer arietinum (chickpea)
Lineage: Eukaryota; Viridiplantae; Streptophyta; Magnoliopsida; Fabales; Fabaceae
Source: RefSeq, a predicted model, not a curated record
UCCACAACAAAAAAUAACAUGCACACCCACUUAAAACCCUUAAAAGACAAGAAAAAAUAUUCAAGUUUUUCUCACCGGCGUUCCCCGUGCGCCAUCGUUCCUAGCUUCCUUCGCGCCGUAUUGACUCGUUCCUGUUCUGUGCCCGCGUCGUUUCUACACGCAUUCUGCUUCGCCAUUAAUCAUUCCGCAAUGGCUGCUUACACAACGGACGAAGCUCGCCAGCUAUCAGUGUCACCGGAUCCGAUAAAGGUAACACUCUCCGACGGAAAUGUGAAGGAAGGAAAGAAUUGUAAAAUCUCUGCGAAUUUAGCCUCCAAUGCCCUUAUUGCUAAGGAACAUUUGCAUCAGGCUACACUGUAUGAUCAUAAGAUUUUGGGAGUGAAACAGGAGCUUAUUAUUCAUCAUGAAUGGAGUCCGGGAAGCUGGUUUUUUCUUCCACAUGGUGCUCGGAUCUACAACAAACUCAUGGACUUCAUUCGAAAUCAAUACAGAGACAGGGGCUAUCAAGAGGUUAUAUCCCCGAAUGUCUUCAACAUGGAUCUGUGGGUGCAAUCUGGUCAUGCAAAACAUUAUAAAGAGGAUAUGUUUGUCUUAGAGAUCGACAAACAGGAGUUUGGAUUGAAACCAAUGAAUUGCCCAGGGCACUGCUUGAUAUUUAAGCAUAGGGUUCGAUCGUACAGAGAACUUCCUCUUCGUUUAGCUGAUUUUGGGGUUUUACAUCGAAACGAGGGCAGUGGUAACCUGUGUGGAUUAACACAUUCUCGUAGAUUUCAGCAGGAUGAUGCACAUAUUUUCUGCAGAGAGUCCCAGAUAAAAGAUGAAGUCAUAAAAGCCUUGAACUUUAUAGAUUAUGUCUAUCAAAUAUUUGGUUUCACAUAUGAACUGCAACUUUCAACGAGGCCAGAGAGAUGCUUUAGAGAUUUUGAAAUGUGGGAGAAGACUGAAAAUGCUCUCAGGGAAGCUUUGGAUGAGUUUGGCAAGCCAUGGCAGUUGAUUGAAGGAGAGGGUGCAUUCUAUGGACCAAAGAUAGACAUCAGUGUAUCUGAUGCAUUCAGUAGGAAAUUCCAGUGUGGAACUCUACAGCUCGACUUCCAACUUCCUGAUAGUUUUAAAUUGGAAUUCUCAACUGAGGAUGAAGCCAAAACUGAGAGACCUGUUAUGAUACACCGAUCCAUUCUAGGUUCUGUUGAACACAUGUUUGCCAUACUUUUAGAGCACUACAAGGGUAAAUGGCCCUUCUGGCUCAGUCCUCGUCAAGCAAUUUUGUGCCCCGUGUCCGAGAAAUCACAAGCUUAUGCGCUGCAGGUACGUGAUCAGAUCCAUCAAGCAGGGUAUUACGUAGAUGUUGAUACAACUGAUUCGAAGAUUCAGAAGAAGGUACAUGAAGCUCGGGUAACACAAUACAACUACAUUUUGGUUGUUGGAGAAGAGGAAGCUAAUACUGGACAGGUUAGCGUCCAACUUAGGGAUAAAGAAGACCAUUGCGUUUUGAGUAUUGAGGACCUACUCAAACACUUUAAAGACGAAGUUGUUGUUUUCCACUGAUAAUUUGCUUGUUUUGAAAACUAGACCAGACUGGUGAUUCAACUGGUGAAGGCAAUGGUUGAAUUAAGUGUUAAAUUAUAUAAUUUAGUACCUUUAUAUAUUAAUAUGUAAGAUAAUGUUUAA